AUGCGAGUCUAUUUGGGUAUUGAUGCCGUGGGAAGUGGGAAGCAGCAGAUUAUUGACGUGGUGACUUGGCCGUAUAUGAUUGGUUGCUUGAUCGUCCUGGAAUGUGGUCGGUCGUACCGCAGUGACGGAAGGAAGUCAGUGCGUAACGGACCUAGGAGCAAAUUGAGUGUUUCAUCAAUGAAAGAAGAAUACUUGGAUGAUGCUUGUUGA
This is a messenger RNA of Prunus armeniaca (apricot), 210 nucleotides long. The record is from the annotation of a GenBank genome assembly. NCBI's taxonomy places the organism in Eukaryota, Viridiplantae, Streptophyta, Magnoliopsida, Rosales, Rosaceae.